Caenorhabditis briggsae is the source of this 1509-nucleotide messenger RNA. The transcript is spliced from 9 exons. Lineage: Eukaryota; Metazoa; Nematoda; Chromadorea; Rhabditida; Rhabditidae. The record is from RefSeq and is a predicted model, not a curated record. Bases 1 to 1509 code for a protein of 502 amino acids.
AUGAAGUAUCUUGUAGCUGCACUAGCAGUAGUUCAACUAUCUUUAGGGGAUGAGGUCUCCACCUCCCUUCUCACUUCUCCGAUUCUCAGAACUAACGGUUCCUCAAUCACUCGUGUCAGGUCAAAGAGACAAUGUUGUGCAAUGUGCCCAUCAGGUAACUGUGGAUGUGGUUCGUGCAAUGGAUUCGGACCGGCAUGUGGCCAGCAGUGCAUGCCACUUUGUCUUCCAGCAUGCAUUAAUGCUAUCCAGGGACCAACAGAAUGUGCUCCACAAUGUAUGCCUUCUUGCUCAUCGUCUUGUAUUCAGCAAGUCUUCCCUAGCUGCCCUCAACAAUGUCAACCUGUCUGCACUCCACAAUGCAUCCAAUCAAUUCAAGUAGCCAUUCGCCCAACUUGUGCUCCGUCCUGCAUGCCCUCCUGCUCUUCUUCCUGCAUUCAGGACUAUGAAAUCAGUAUCAAACAAGAGUCCUGCGUGUCUGCAUGCAUGCCAUCCUGUACACAGUCUUGUGUCCAAGCAGUGACAUGCAGUACCUGUACAAACAACUGUCCUUCCAUCUGCACGCAAGCGAACUGCAUUCCACAGUGUAUGCCAAGAUGUCUACCAACCUGCAUUCAACAAAUCCAAAUUUCGGUUCCCGCACCAAUGCCACCACCCCCACGAUGUGAUUCAAUGUGCAUGCCAUCUUGCUCAUCAUCCUGUGUUCAACAGUACUCAAUGUGCCCACAACAGUGCCGCCCAAUGUGCACCAACGCUUGUGUCACCAAUCUCCAGGUCUCCAGACCUGUAACCCAGUGUCUUCCAGCUUGUAUGCCAUCGUGCACAUCUUCCUGUGUUCAAUCAAUGUGUCCACAGCCGUGCUACCCAAGUUGUGAUAUGGGAUGUAUUCAACAGUACUCCGUUCAAAUGGCUCCAUCCCCAUGCGCUUCUCAAUGCAUGCCUAUGUGCGAGAGCAGUUGUAUCGCUAGGGUAUCACUACGAAAAUUGGAAAGUUUCCCACAUCACCAAGUUUUCCAGUUGUCGUGCGUCCAAACCUGUAUGCCCGCUUGCAGUCCGACAUGUGUUCAGACAUAUGCUCCGGUACCAAUUCAAUGUGCUCCAGCUUGUAUGCCUCUGUGUCAACCAACAUGUGUUCAACAGCAUGCUGAAGUUGUAGUCGCUUGCGGAGUCCCAUGUCAGUGCCAGCCAGGAUAUGUUCAAUGUUCACAAAACCUCUGCUGUUUGAAAUACAAGAACAUGGCAGCAAAGUUUAGAAAACUUAGUGGCAACUCUAAUAAUGGUAAUAACAAUGGAAAUGGCAACAACAGCAAUAAUAAUAAUAGCAACAAUAAUAACAACGAAGAAGAAGAUGAUGACAGUAGCAAUGCAGGCAGUUACACGGAGCCAAUGAGAGAUUCUCCGAAAAGUUCGAAGAGCAAUGCAACGGAUUCUGAAGAAAAAAAUAUUGAAAACAAGACGUUAUCAGUAUUCGCUAACACCCAAAUGGACGGCGACUCGUACAUGAAGGCUUAG